This is a messenger RNA of Cladophialophora carrionii CBS 160.54, 2280 nucleotides long. RefSeq lists its product as uncharacterized. The record is from RefSeq and is a predicted model, not a curated record. Gene Ontology annotation, cellular component: cytoplasm. Gene Ontology annotation, molecular function: oxidoreductase activity. The transcript is spliced from 4 exons. Bases 1 to 2280 code for a protein of 759 amino acids. Lineage: Eukaryota; Fungi; Ascomycota; Eurotiomycetes; Chaetothyriales; Herpotrichiellaceae.
AUGAAUCGGGAGCUAAGACGGUGCUGCAUAGUGGGUGGGAAUGCAGUUUCUGCCUUCCUGUCAUGGCGACUGCAGGCCACCAACGCUUGCGACGUGACCCUGGUCUGGAAAGCCAACUACCAGACCGUCGCCCAAUAUGGUGUCUCGUUCAAGUCUCAACUCUAUGGAAACGAACGAUUUAAACCUAGAUUUGUUGUCCAGAGCCCCGAAGACGCCGCAAGCCAGCAAGCCGCCUUUGACUACGUGCUCCUCUGUGUUAAAGCCCUUCCCGACGUCUACAAUCUCGCCGACAUAAUACAAUCGGUCGUCACUCCCCAGCAUACGUGUAUCCUCGUCAAUACCACAAACACAUUGGGGGUAGAGAAACAGCUCGAGGAUCGAUUCCCGACGAAUGUCGUCCUUUCUCUUGUCUCCGGCGCCGAUCUGACGCAGCUUGGGUCGAGCGAGUUUGAGCACAGCGGGUCUACAGAAAUCUGGGUCGGCCCGGCAAGCAAGAAUUCUGCGAUACCAGAGUCGAUUCAAAGGGACAUGUCAGAAGCCCUAGCCAUGACUCUGACAACGGCUCAGGUCGACUGCAAAGUGUCUUCGAAUAUCAAACAACAGCAGUUUGAGAGGAUGAUUGGGCCCAUUGCCUUCCAUCCGGCAAGCGUCCUCUUCGAGACUCCUGUCCUAGCAGACCUGAUUCGGUUACCCGGCGUCCAAGAGCUCAUAUCAGAUGUUGUUGCCGAGUUGAUUGAAAUCGCUGGCGGACAAGACUGCACAUUCCCGAGCGAUUUUAAAGACACUACAAUUCAGUCUAUGCUCAGGUCCUCGAGUCAAGACCCCAGCACGAUGUACCAGGAUUUUACCGCAAGGCGCCCAAUGGAAGUCGAGACCUACCUGGGCUCCCCGUUGGAACUGGCGAAGGCUGCAGGCCUCAAAGCCCCCCGGCUCGCGACCCUGUAUGCCAUGCUACGACACGUCAAUACCGUCAACAAAGACCGCCCUCUCGCCUCAUCAGCUCCGGCAGGCAUGCCACAAUCUCCAUCAACCAUGCAACCACCCCCACGAACCAUGUCCCUUGCGAAUCCUCCUCCGCCUCGACAAACAAACGGGUUUUCCAAUGGCGCUCCCAGGCCCUUGCGUGGACCACCCAUGGGCCAUCCAAUGGGUCCGCCAGGCAGACGCGGACCGCCUCCCGUCAAUGGCUUCCGCGGACCACCAAACAGCUACCCACCUCGGGGGCCUAGCCAAAUGCAGCGCCGACCGUCGUAUGAUGAAACCAACCUGGACGAAUUCAGUCACGUAGUACUUUACGAUGAACUGCCAGACGGUGAUGUGGCUGCGAAUCUACCAGAAAAUGGAGGUGUUCCUCCGGCCGCGCUUCGGGAGCGAGAACUCAUGCUACGGGAGAAGGAGCUCCAGUUGAGGCAGCAAGAUAUGGCAAUGAGAAAUCGUGGUGGCAGCGUUGGUGGUAGGAGGCCUCCACCCAAUCGGCAUCAAGACUUCGAUGAUGACGAUGAUGACGACGAUUACUUUGAUCCGAUGCAAUCCCGGGGACCUCCUAUGCCGCCGAUUGACCCUGACAACUUUGACAUGAUGAGCGUCACGUCCAGGCGGACCAAGCGGGCGACUAGCCAGAACCAGCUUCGAAAAGACGCCUUUGGGAACGGGGGUGGCAUGCGGCCGGGCUCCUAUGGACGCCCCAAUCUCAGCAGGCAUCGAACCAGCGCUCAGCUCCUGUCUGAUAUGCCUAUGCUAGGGGAGAAUAUUCUGAACAAUCCAAUGAUGGGAUUUUCCUCCAAUCGGUAUGGCUCGGUAGAUCGCAAAGAGAUGGCGGAUGAGUCGCGUGCCAAUUCCCUGACAGCCAGCCGUCUGCAGGAACUGGGUGGGAUCAAUGGAGGGCCGUACCCUGGUCCGCCUAGUAGACGGACAAGUCGCUCGCCUGGCAAUCCGUUCGGGCCAGCCGGACGGGUACCGAAUCGGCCAUCGCCACCAAACGAUCCCUACGUGCAGUCGGGGCCCCGCCCUAACGGCAGACCCUCGCCACCAGGAGGGAUGCCAGCGCCGGUGCCAAGGUAUCCUCCGAGUCAAGCUAACAUGAUGCCUACGCAUCAGAUGGAACAGGCUGGGGUGAGCAAACCCUUCCCACCACCAAAACCGCCGGUCAAGAGUCUGACUGGGAGUGCCAGUGCUAGCGCCGGGAGUGGUGACAGCGGCAGCGCCAACAUCGAUUCGGAGCCAUCGGCUCAUAGCAGUACAAGCAGCUUCGCGCCUCGACAAAUGCUGAGCAUGCGGUAG